This is a messenger RNA of Phytomonas sp. Hart1, 3291 nucleotides long. NCBI's taxonomy places the organism in Eukaryota, Euglenozoa, Kinetoplastea, Trypanosomatida, Trypanosomatidae. The record is from the annotation of a GenBank genome assembly.
AUGGAUCAGCGAAACCAAGUUGCGUACAAUGAACAUCAGUUAUAUAACUGGUCUUCAUAUGAUCAGAGUGAUGGGCAAGUCGCGUCUUCAAGAUUGAAAAAAUUGGAUUCUUUAGACACUACUGAUUCGACUUAUUCCAAUAAUAUUUCUUUAGAACUCUCCGGUACCCCCCUAGAAGAUGUAGCUUCUGUUACUGCCGUUGUGCAACCUUCAUUAAACCCAAGGGUAGAGACAUGUAUUGCACCGGUCUUUCCAACACCGCAGUCGACCUCGCUCAGAGAUAUUGGUACAGAAGGUACACCUACACUUCCACAGACUGAUUUUCUCCGGAAAUCUUUUUCAACGCAGAUAGAUGAACUCAUACGUGCGUCGCACUCUAUGCAUCAUUUGAGAAGUUCUACAUCUGAGACAUCUGGGUCUUUAUUUUCCACCAAUUCCUCGUAUGUUUCAACCAUCGGGAACGCUUUUUCAUCACUGGGGAAAGGACUAACGGGGACCUUAUGCUCAAAGAAAACGACAUGUGAAGAUAAUAAUGUAUUCGAAAGAGAUGACGACGUUUCAGAUGUUUCGAUGCGCCAUGAAAAACUUUCGCCUCUGAGCAUUGAAAUGGAAGCCAGUCUGGAUAGGCACGAGGUGCCCAAGGCUCUUGGUGGAGAUGAUCUCAGAGUGAUUGCAUUCAACCCAGUCCACAAGUCCAAUAGGAAACAAGGAGGGGGUAAGUCAUCUAUUCUUGUGAAUGAACGACUUCCUGUAAAUACUGAAGCUGAGUUCCGACAGUACCGCUCUUCUUUUUCUGAGUCUAUUAACGUGACUACAGUUAAAGGGUAUUCCAAUGUUGUUACAAAAAUUCAAUUGACAGAACAAAUCGACAAAGCCAUAUCGCUUAUUGAAGGCAUCCAUGCUGCACUCGACGAGGCUGAGAAACUUAUAUGUCCUUCUUCAAUACUCUCUGGAAGUAUGCGGAUGCAAUCCAAAGUUUGCCCUUCUAAAGGGCAAACCUUGGCGAUAGUUCAGCUAUGUGCUCGUCAACAUCUUCCUUUUUUUUCAUCCACACAGCAUGUGUUGGAGCUAAGCCCUGAAGAUCGUAUGAUCUAUGAAGCCAAAAAAAAUUCUCUACUACAACGCCUUCAAAAUCCUUCGUCUUUGCGUCGUGCUUCUGACAUAGCACAAGAUGGCAAUCUGGUACAUUAUGUGUGUGUGGCAACGCUCACAUCUGGCCAACAUGCCAUCGAUCUGGGCGCGGAAAUAUUCUUUGCUUGCACACGGCGCUAUAUUCUAUCAACUGAUAAUGUGAAGCUGCAUUUGCCGUCCACUAUGCCACUCGCAUCCAAAUGCUCUAGGGAAGUAUUAGAGCCAUCGGUCCUGAUUGGCUUUCCUUCUUUGUGUUAUGGCUUGUUUCCAUCUGCACAAACCAUUAAUACUGUACGAUUUCUGAAAGGUGUCUAUACAACAGUGAAACUGAUGGCACAAUUAGUUAAAUGUGACGUUAGAACACUCGAAACUUUGGGGCUAUUGAAGAUACUAAGAUAUGGUGGCUCUGACAAGUUGAUUGAUAUUUCCCCCUUUAGCGCAUUACACCCAUCAAAAGGGUAUGAACCUAUCUUAGAGAAAGUAUUCUGUGAUAGAAACAUUAGUCGUAGUGAGACUCCUAUGAAUUUUGGUGUCCGUGCUGAGUAUUUUAUCUUGACUAAAAUAUGUAAGAAUCCACCUCGCCGGCAGUGGGUUUUAGAACGCUUCAUUCUCCCCAGUGCCUUCCAGAGGGCUUGUAGCAUUGCUUCAAACAACCCUAUCCUCAACGAAUGGUAUGAGUACUUCUUGGCUUCAGUGACGCAUGAUAUGGAAGAUGCAAAUUCUGUUUGUUUGCAAUACCUUCACCAGCACAUUGGUCUUUCCCAUCAUUUGAAUGCUGCAACGGUGAUUAAACAUGUGGUAGCCUGUCAGCGUACAUUACCGCACCCCCCACACUCAACCAGUAUGCAUGAUCCCAUGAGUAGCACCAGUAAAAGCACGUGUAGCAGCAGCACCACGUUUUUUCUAAAUUUCAUUUGCUUUAAAGCCCCUGAAUUACCUAUGUGGGAAGAUAAAUCGAAGGCCUUGUUAACAGGAGAAAUUUGUAAGGGCACAACCGUACUUUACGACUGCUCCCCAAGUUGCGUUUCGCAUACCCUGGACCUGAUUAAUCAACAUCAAGACAUACUUUGGAAGGGUAGAGAAGAUAGUUUUUCUGAACUUCGUGUGAUUCUCAUGGGGGAUUUCGACGAUGCUAUGCCGGUUCUUGAAAGGCUGCCUUACGCAACCCUGAUCUCGCAAGUCUCGUGCUUUUCAAUGCACAAUACCCACAAUCUACAAGUCUCAUUGCAGCAAGUCCGAACUUUCGCUGAGACGAACUGGCCCGAGAGCUUUGUGUGGGACAAUCUUUCCGCGGCGCUGUGUUACCUGCAGAGCAUUCACGCACCUUAUGUUGUGUGUGCCACCCCGGCGAUGGAACGUAUAAUUACAGCCUUCUGCCUAGAGGCCUGUCGGUUGGUUUCUGUCUGUGACGCUGAAAAAGUUGAAAGGGCAGCAGUAAAGCAUCUCGGCCUCACUUUGGGACCUUUACGUCUCAUGGACAUUUAUGGAAUUCCUAAGUUAUUGCGUAUGUUCGACUCUGUAGCAGCUAUGGGGGCAAUACAUCCUCAUGGUGCCUCAAAAGGCGAGUUUAAGCAGCAAUUUCACUCAUUCAUUGUUCCAGAGACUUGUACAGGCGUAAUGGGGGCAUUACGCCUGAUGGAGGAGGACGGUUUUCUUGGCAAAAGUUGCAACUCUGGUGGCUUUUAUAUUUAUCCUGGUAAAGGAAAGCGAGAUUCGCUUCAAUUGACCCCAGAGGGUGUCUUAGGAGUUCCUGUCGAAUCAUGUAGGUCAGUGUCCUUGAACACAACUGCGAUUGGGCGAUAUCUUAAGCGCAAUCUGACUGCUAUGGAAAUUGCUGAUUGUCUGGUUUCAGUUGUUCUUAAUGUAUCUUGUGAGUUACUUGCUACCGGUGCAGUGCGCACUGUGAUGGAUGUGGACUUGCUUACCCUGAAUGCUCUAGGUUUUAAUGUUAGUACGGGAGGUGUCUUCACCUUUGUCCAGCAGCGUGUACCAGGUGGAGUUCCUGGCAUCUUGCAACGCAUGGAAGAUCUUGCAGAGCUCUACGGUAACCACUUGAAACCUCAUCCCUUGUUAUUCCGUAUGGUAAAUCAAAGUGUCUCAUUUGAUGCAUUAAGAGAAAACAACCAACUCAUGAGACAAAUUAUAUUAGAGAAAUGUUAA